UGGACAGUAUAGACAUCUACCUAAUCUACCAUACCAAGUAGAAAUACUCAGGUUAUAAGUUAGUCGCCUACGUAUGGAAUCGCAGAUUACAAACAGAAUAUAACAGCGUUUUAUUUUAAUAAACAAUUAUAAUCUAAAACUGCUAUAUUGUUAAAAAAUUUAACUUAUUAAAAAAUUUAAAGAUUGAAUGCAUUAACGAUGUCUUAUUUAUUUCAACCCGACUAUGUGAGAUAUGUUUGCAGCUGUGGGUCAUUGAAAUCUAUUGCUAAAAUUUACUUUUGCAGACACUGUUUGAGUAUUCGGUGUGGUUAUUGUGUUUGUCAUGAGGUGGAUUCAUAUUACUGUUCUAAUUGUUUAGAAAAUCAUCCUCCAUCAGAAGUUCGACUUAAAAAGAACAAAUGUUCAAAUUGUUUUGACUGUCCUUGUUGUGCCCAAACACUAUCAAUUCGUUCUGGGCAAGUAUUAUUAAAACCAAUUCAAGCGACUACUGUAGAAGAAUCAAAACCAACAACAAAAAAAGUUUACUAUUUGAGUUGUUCUUUAUGUCGAUGGAGUUCUAGAGAUGCCGGCAUUCCGGAUCAAACUGUUGCUACUGGAAGUUGGAAAGAGCAAGAGAAUCCAAAUGUAAACAGGAUAACAGCUUUGAUAAAUUAUCAUAAAAUUUUAGCAUCCAUAGAAAAACAACAAAAGGAGCGGAAGAAAUAUCAAGCAAAGCGAAAUUUUUUACAAUAUGAGAAAUUUGGAAUUACCUCAACUGUUGCACGUAAAAUUACUGGACGACCAUCGCCAAAACCACAGUCACAAAUCAGUGACCAACCACCAGCCUCUAAAGCUACAGAAGAAGUUGAGGAACUUCCAGAAGAUAUUUUUUCAAAGUCUGUAGAUAUAACAAAAAUAACUACAUUGGAUCAAAGAUUGCGACACCCUGAUCUACAAGCAGAAUUUAUCAAUGAACUAAGGCCACAACGUAAACAAUUCAUAAUAAAAAGAUCUCAACGUUGCAGAUCUUGUGAACACAAUGUUAGUAAACCUGAUAUUUGUCAAGCAUCUAUUAAAUUCAAAAUUCAAUUGGCAGCAUUCUAUCAUAUUCCGGAAGUACGAAUUGUGACAUGUGAACCAUUACGCCUUGGGAAAUGUAGUGAAUUACUUUUAAAAUUUUGCAAUCCUACUCAACAUCAAAUACAGAUAGUACUUCUACCUUUGGAUACUCCAAUGAUACCUACCAAAACUACUGCAACUGGUGUUAAAGAAGAAAUUAAACGUGAAAACGUGCAAAUGGGCUGUGAUUCACCUAAUUUGUUACCAUCUGCUGUACGACAGACUGUUGUUAUUGAAGAAUCAAAACCAAUAACAAUAGCUCCAACUGGUGAAGUUAUAUUACCAAGUAAUUUAAUAAUUUUACCACCUAGAGACGACACUGCAGAAUACGAUGAGCCUGGGGAUAAUCAUAAUUUUCAGGAUGAUCCAAAAUUAGUUGUUUGGCGGAAGGGUAAUAAGGCGGUGAUUCGAUUGCAUAUAUUACCUUAUGUUGACAAAGAAAAAAGAGCAGAAGGUGAUCCUAUUGUUAUAGGCUUUGUUAUGCAGUAUGGUUAUGUUAAUACAAUAGCAACAUUGGAGCAUAAGGCUCCACAAAAAUUGGAUUUAAAAGUAAAAUUAUUUAUAACAGCUGGGAAUUUAACUGGUGAUGCAUAACAUUAUUUACUGUGAUUAAAUACAUGAAUCAACAUACGCAAUAUCCAAAUUGAAUUGAUUAAUUUUCCCUGAU
Messenger RNA from Phymastichus coffea, 1765 nucleotides. It is a transcript of the gene DCTN4-p62, whose product is annotated as dynactin subunit 4. The record is from RefSeq and is a predicted model, not a curated record. NCBI's taxonomy places the organism in Eukaryota, Metazoa, Arthropoda, Insecta, Hymenoptera, Eulophidae. Bases 199 to 1692 code for a protein of 497 amino acids. Gene Ontology annotation, cellular component: dynactin complex. The transcript has 9 exons.